GCUCUCCAAUUGUGCCUAUUCAACAGGCAUAAUUUGAUGCCUCACGCAUCGUUUUCAACCAGCUGGCUUCUCUUUAAGCAAACAACAACCCAAAGUUUUGACACGUCUGAAAAAAAAACAUGGUUAAUGUUUAGAAAGAAAAAAAAUAUUAAAUCAAAUAAUUUAGGCAAGCCUACUUGAGGAGAACAAGAAAAUAAGACGGAGUUCGGUGAAAACCCAGUGUUGAAGGUCUGCACGGGACAGGCACCUGCGACGAGACACCUGCGCAGACAGAAAUAGUAAUGGCGUAUUUUUGUAUGCACUAUAAUCCGCCAUGGUUCGUUCGAUAAAAGCCUAUGGAGAAAAUGAAUCGUGUUUUUGGAUUAACUCCGAAAAUAAAGUAUGGUAAAUACGAGCUUCGAACAUGUUAUUCUAUGAGAUCAUCUUCCUCAGCUAAUGUCACUUUGUGAGUUUUGACGAAUUUAUGUCAUUAAAAAAAACCCACUUAAGGCUUCAUAAUUCGCUAAAGUAAUGUUAACUGACUGAUACUAUAUCAUAGAACAAAACGUAUAAACUCUCCUAAACUUGUGUUAACCUCAGACCUUAUUUUUGGCGUUUGUCCCAAAACAGUAUUAUUUCGCCAUUCAGUUUUCCCAUAGGGAUGGCUGAACGAAGCAGAUGUAACUAAUUUCCGGGUUUUAGGACCACAAGCUGGCGAGCAGAGGCGCGCGCUCUGGUCUAGCCGCGCGUGCUCCAUCGUCAGACUAACAUUAUUAAUGAUUUCGAUCUCUUUUGAGUUUCUCAUGUGCAACAUUUAAUCAACACAUUAAAUAUAUUUGAGAUUGUACUGCCCCCCAGUGGGGAGAAAAAAAACGUUCAAGAAAGUUUGUCAAAUCGUAUAGGUUCUUGAAUGCAGCCAAAUGCCUGCAAUCACUCAUGUGACCCGUUCGGGAUGUUUUGUGUUUUUUUUUUUUUACAACGUCAUUGUAAUCAGAGGCCGCACGAAGACAUUCCUGCAGAAGGUGAUUUCGUCGCUUGGUCUAACAUUUAGAUUUUAAAAAUGGUGAAAGUAACAUUUAACUCGUCCUUUGGACAAAGGGAUUUGAAGAAAGCAUGCAAUGCCGAAGCGCUUAUUCCGGAGGAGAGGGACCUGGAGGAUGGCAUGCGAGUGCGUCGGCAGUCCAAGGUGUGCUGCUGGUACAGGUGCCUGGGCCUGGCUCUCAUGCUGUCAGGUGUGGUGGUGGGAGGGGCCUACCUUUACAAGACCUACAUACUGGAGCGCAGGGUGUAUUGGUGCGGGGUGGAUUACCUUGAGCAGGACUACAUGGUUCAGGAUGAGGACGAGGUGGUCUUGCCCUCUGCGCUGAGACACAUCCAGGAGAGCAUCCGUGUGCUGGAGGAGGUGGAGCUAAUCAACGUGCCCGUGCCCGAGUUCUCAGACAGCGACCCGGCCGACAUCGUCCAUGACUUCAAAAGCAGGCUGACAGCCUACCUGGACCUGAGCCUGAACAAGUGCUACGUCAUCCCCCUCAACACCUCCAUCGUCAUGCCUCCCAAAGACUUGCUGGAGCUGCUCAUCAACAUCAAGGCUGGUACCUACCUUCCCCAGUCCUACCUGGUCCACGAGCAGAUGAUGGUGACUGAGCGUCUGGAGAACGUUGACCAGCUGGGAUACUUCAUCUACAGCCUCUGCAAGGGCAGAGACACCUACAAGUUGGAACGCAGAGAGACCAUACUGGGCAGGGAGAAGCGUGAAGCCCUGAACUGCAGGACGAUCCGUCACUUUGAGAACAAGUUUGUGGUCGAGACACUCAUCUGUGAUCCUUAAAGUGAAAGGGGACUGGCUGCUUCAGACACAUCAUGUAUAGUUUCACUCACUGUCUGCAGUGAGAUUUUUUUUUAACCCUUCUCUCUCUCCCAUAUCACCCCUCAUAGAUCCUUUACUAUUCUGUACUGCUGGUAGUUUUGAGAGUUGUCAAAUUUAAGUCCAGAUGAUUCCAAGUCAAUACUGUUGUAUAAAACUAAUGAAUUUUUCACUUUGUGUAAAGUACCAUUUAUUUGGGGGCAACUCUUCUCUUCAAAGAAUAAGAUAUGUGUUCAGCUUUUCUUUACUCUGGGGUUUAUUAUUGUUAAAGAAAGUGUUUAAAUGGACACUUAAGUCAGUUAAUUACACUGUUAUCAGGUAUAACUAGAUUGAUGAAAUAUAAACUCAAUGAGAAUAUGCUUACUUUAGCAUAGCAUUUUUGUAUCUGCUGUCACAAGUACAGUGGGAUGAAUCUCAUACCCCACAGGUCCGUCUGAAAACAGAGCACGUGGUAACUAACAUGUUAAUAUAGUCUGUAAAAAGGAAGAUUAAUACCACAAUAAAUCUUAAUCGUUUUA
Oncorhynchus kisutch (coho salmon) is the source of this 2361-nucleotide messenger RNA. RefSeq names its product integral membrane protein 2B-like. Gene Ontology annotation, cellular component: Golgi apparatus; extracellular exosome; plasma membrane. Gene Ontology annotation, molecular function: amyloid-beta binding. The coding region runs from base 1040 to 1807 and encodes 255 amino acids. The transcript is spliced from 6 exons. Lineage: Eukaryota; Metazoa; Chordata; Actinopteri; Salmoniformes; Salmonidae. Gene Ontology annotation, biological process: negative regulation of amyloid precursor protein biosynthetic process. The record is from RefSeq and is a predicted model, not a curated record.